AUGUUUAUCGCUCGGAAAAAGCUACAAGUGCAGAGAUUAUGGAGGCAAAGAGGAUGCCGGGUAGCGACGUACAUCAUCCUAGGAGUGUUAGUGUUGUUCGGUUUUGUGUAUAAUAGUAGAGGAAAGAACUUCUCCUCUUUGGAUUCCAACAGUGCUGCUUUGAAAUUCGAUGAUCUAGACACCAUAAUCAACAAGGAGCUACCCGGUGGACCAGACCCGAAUACGAUUUUCCGUGAUGGAGAACUCGGAAACUACGAGCCAAAAACCGCAGAAAUUCCAUCAAAUCAACCAGGAGAGCACGGGCGGCCGGUUCCAGUCACAGACGAGGAAGGAAUGGCGGCCGGACGGGCGGCCGAAAAGGAAUUCGGCUUUAAUACCUAUGUUUCGGAUAUGAUUUCAAUGAAUCGAACGAUUCCGGAUAUUCGGCCAAAGGAGUGUAAGCACUGGGAUUAUCCGGAGAACCUGCCGACUGUUUCUGUGGUUAUCGUAUUUCAUAACGAGGGAUGGACGCCGUUGUUAAGGACUGUGCACUCGGUUUUGUUGAGAUCACCGCCUGAGUUGAUUGAGCAAAUUGUGAUGGUUGAUGAUGAUUCUGAUAAGCCACAUCUCAAAGAAAAACUCGACAAAUACGUGACUCGCUUCAACGGAAAAGUCAUCGUCGUGCGCACCGAACAACGCGAAGGUCUCAUCAACGCCCGUUCCAUCGGAGCCAAACACUCAACUGGAGAAGUCGUCCUCUUCCUCGACGCUCACUGUGAAGUCAACACCAACUGGCUGCCACCACUUCUAGCGCCAAUCAAACAGAAUCGAAAAGUGAUGACAGUGCCUGUGAUCGACGGCAUCGACUCGAAUUCGUGGGAGUAUCGAAGUGUGUACGGUAGCCCCAAUGCUCAUCACUCGGGAAUCUUUGAGUGGGGAUUACUGUACAAGGAGACGCAGAUAACGGAAAGAGAAUCGGGUCACAGGAAACACACUAGCCAGCCAUUCAGAUCCCCAACCCAUGCUGGUGGACUAUUCGCUAUCAAUCGAUUAUGGUUCAAAGAGUUGGGCUAUUACGACGAGGGACUUCAAAUUUGGGGUGGUGAGCAGUACGAGCUGAGUUUCAAGAUUUGGCAAUGUGGAGGUGGUAUCGUUUUUGUGCCUUGCUCUCAUGUUGGACACGUCUACCGUAGUCAUAUGCCUUAUGGUUUUGGAAAGUUCUCUGGCAAACCGGUUAUUUCUAUUAUCCCAAUAUUUCAGAACAUGAUGCGAGUUGUGAAGACGUGGAUGGACGACUACUCGAAAUACUACCUAACCCGCGAACCACAAGCCGCUCAUGUCAACCCGGGAGACAUCUCCGCCCAGCUGGCUCUCCGCGAUAAGCUCCAAUGCAAAUCGUUCAAAUGGUACAUGGAAAACGUCGCGUACGACGUCCUUCAAAGCUAUCCACUUCUUCCGCCAAACGACGUCUGGGGAGAAGCUAGAAAUCCGGCAACUGGAAAGUGUUUGGACCGAAUGGGUGGUAUUCCUGGACCAUUAGGGGCUUCCGGGUGUCAUGGAUACGGUGGAAAUCAGUUGAUUCGACUCAAUGUUCAAGGACAAAUGGCACAAGGAGAGUGGUGUUUGACGGCGAAUGGAAUUCGGAUUCAGGCGAAUCACUGUGUCAAGGGAACGGUGAAUGGAAAUUGGAUUUAUGAUAGGAACACCCAACAAAUCCAACACAACGCAAAACGAAUGUGCGUCACCGUCUCGGAAUCGGGCUCCGACGUCAUCCUGGAGACGUGCACCGAAGACAACCAACGACAGAAAUUCGUGUGGAAGGAGUACUAUCAAGCUAGCUAA
Caenorhabditis briggsae is the source of this 1821-nucleotide messenger RNA. RefSeq names its product Protein CBR-GLY-7 (gene Cbr-gly-7). Gene Ontology annotation, cellular component: Golgi apparatus. The transcript is spliced from 6 exons. NCBI's taxonomy places the organism in Eukaryota, Metazoa, Nematoda, Chromadorea, Rhabditida, Rhabditidae. The record is from RefSeq and is a predicted model, not a curated record. The coding region runs from base 1 to 1821 and encodes 606 amino acids.